Asparagus officinalis (garden asparagus) is the source of this 3058-nucleotide messenger RNA. RefSeq names its product apoptotic chromatin condensation inducer in the nucleus. The record is from RefSeq and is a predicted model, not a curated record. Gene Ontology annotation, molecular function: nucleic acid binding. The transcript has 5 exons. NCBI's taxonomy places the organism in Eukaryota, Viridiplantae, Streptophyta, Magnoliopsida, Asparagales, Asparagaceae. Bases 442 to 2694 code for a protein of 750 amino acids.
CAAUCUCUCUCUUCCCGAAAUAGAGAGAGCCCAAAAUCGCAGCGAGCUCGAUAUAGAGAGAGGAAAACCCUAGAAAUAGGCGACUUUGAACCCCCCUUAAUUUCUGUAAAAAAAAAAUCUCUCCUUUUCUUCUCCUUCCAUCUUCGAUCUUCUUCUGUUCUUUUCUUCUUAUUUUUGCUCUUUUUUCUAUAAUUUUCUGGUUUAUUUCAGGGCGAAUAGCGAUGGAUUCGGUGCAUUGCGGAGGGACGAACCGAUUCUUCUGAGAAUUUGUUAUUUGAUUGGAAUUUCCGUUCUAAUUCCUGCUUUUUUUCUGUGCUUGUUCUGAAACUAGGGUUAGGGCUUUUGCUCCGGCCUCAAUCCUCCCAGCGUGGGCUUCAAGUGCGGUUCGCGGGUUGUGAGACUUGUGACUAUAAACCUUGGCUUGUGAAACACACUAAAAGGAUGUCCAGUCCAUAUUCAGUUCUCAACAACCGUCCUGUUGAUCAAUGGAAGGUCACUGAGUUAAGAGAAGAGCUUCGAAGGCGGAGGUUGAAAACAAAUGGUCUAAAGGAGGAGCUGGUGAAGCGGUUGGAUGGAGCUCUUCGCCUUGAGAUGGAAGAAGCUGAGAAAGAAGAGUUGGGUAAUGAAUCAAUUCCUGAUAAUGAUCUUGUACACGAAGUUGAUAAAGAGGAACUAGAAAAGCCUGCACUAGCAGAGAGUAUUGCUGAACCUAUUGAAGACAAAGUUGACAAAGAAAAAGCGGCACCACCACCGGCAGAAAGUAAUGCUGAACUGGUGGAAGAUAAAGCUGAACCCAUGGAAGGUAAUGCUGAACGCGUGGAAGAUAAAGCUGAGCCGAUGGAAGAUAAAGCUGAACCCGUGGAAGGUAAAGUUGACAAAGAAGAAGCUGCAUCGCCACCGGCAGGAAGUAAUGCUGAACUGGUGGAAGAUAAAGCUGAACCCAUGGAAGGUAAUGCUGAACGCGUGGAAGAUAAAGCUGAACCGAUGGAAGAUAAAGCUGAACCCGUGGAAGGUAAAGUUGAGGAAGAAAGAUUGGCAGGUCCAGAGUUUAGUGCUAAACCAAUCACAGAUAAGAACGAUCAAGCUGUCAAUGAUAGUGCCAUGACUGAAAAUAUUGACCGCACUGGGGAUGUUGGUGAAGACAUUAAGGAGCAUGACCAGAAAGAAGUGGGCCAUAGCACUUUGGAUGCAGUACUCGAGCACACCACAGAUAAUACUCUUCCCAAGGAAAACGUAAGGACUGACAGUCAGACUGGUGUUGGCCAGUUAGAGUCAAUUGACCAAGACGUGAAGAACAAGGACUCAAAGCCUGCUGCAGAGGAUGUCAAGCUCACCGUUUCGGAGCCAACCAAUCAGGUAUCUGAGGUCAGCCCAGAUUUAGGGUUUCAAGUAAGGUCUAAGUCAAUUUCUACUGAUUCUGUGUCAAUUAAUGAAAAGAAUGAACUAAAGGAUAAUUUGAAUACUAACAAUGUCAAUUUAGAACUGGAAGUUGUUAAGCCGGAGAUGGUGCAACCAUCAUCCAGCGAUGUCCCCAAUAUUAGUGGCGAUUCUCACCCAUUAGAAGAUGACAAAGUGAUGGUAGACAACCAGGCCUCUUUGGAAGAGGCUGGUGAUCUUACAUGUGCUACAGAUAUGGAACUUUGCAAGAAAAUGGAGGGUGUAGAUGGGGAGUCACCUGAAAAGUUGAAUUUAGAUAGAAGCUCAGGUGAUGAGUCAAUGGAAGAAGAUGUACUGGAAAGUAAGCAAAUUGAAUCCAAGAAUAAUUCUGAAGAGGGGGAAAAGAAGGAAGACAUCAAAGAGGAUAUGUCACAGGUAGCACAAGCUAUUGAUGCCGUGGCGGGUGGGUUUUCUCACGAGGAAAAGUUCAGGGUUUCUGAGGAAGAAAUUAAACCCACAGCUGGAACAGAGAAAAGAAAAGCUGAAGCCCAAGAAGCAGUUAGUACAAAUAAUGAGCCAAAGCGGCAACGUCGCUGGACUUCAGAUACUGCUAAGGCUCCUGAACUGCAAACAUCUUAUGUAACUACCAGUACACCAAAAGAUGUUUUUCAGCCAGCACUUAGAAAAUCAUUCUCAAGAUCCGACUCCUCACUCAGUGCUGAUAUGCCAAAGGAGCGAAUUGUUCCACCAUCUCAGAAGCCAGCUACCACGUCCUUGAGGAUUGAUCAUUUCUUGCGUCCUUUUACUUUGAAAGCGGUGCAGGAGCUGCUGGCAAAAACAGGAACUGUUGUUGAUUUCUGGAUGGAUCAGAUCAAGACUCACUGCUACGUCACUUAUUCCUCAGUGGAUGAAGCCACGGCAACUAGAAAUGCGUUGUACAAUCUCCAGUGGCCAACCAACGGCGGUCGUCUGCUAGUGGCUGAGUUUGUUGAACCUCAAGAGGUAAAGACGCGACUUGAAGCCCCUCCACAAACUCCAGCUCCCAUGAAACCUAGUCCUACAACUCCAACUGCUGCUCCCUUUCAACGCCAAGCUCAGGCUCCGGUACCUUCUCGCCCUAACAACCUCACACUCUCUAAUCCUCCUCCAGCGAGGGAAAGACUUCCACCUCCCCCACCUCUACCAAAGAAGCCAGAGCCACCCAUUAUGACAUUAGAUGAUCUCUUUAAGAAGACGAAAGCCACGCCAAGGAUCUAUUACUUGCCUUUGUCUGAGGAGCAGGUUGCCGCCAAGCUUCAGGCAGAACAAGGCAAGUGAUGGGGAGCUGUUUUACUCUGGGAAGUAGGGUGCAGGUUAUAUGAAACUAGAAGAGUACUUCAGUUGUUUGUGGACUUUGUGUUGAGUUUUAGCUGCAGCAGUUGGCCAGACAAGUUUUUGCAGAGUGAUGCAAGGCUUUUUACCUUAGGUUUCUAUUUGAGGCGGUUAUUAUGUUUCAAAUUUGAUCGUCUUUAAGUACUCGGUUAGACGAUAGUAUUCUUAUCUGAAUGAAAGAGUCUGUUUUCUCCUAAUUCGACUGUCGGUCUGAUGUAAUGUGUUGUUAUGGUUCUAUGUUGCUAAAAAAACCGUUGCAGUCUUUAGUCAUUGGAAUGGUUCAAUAAACACUUGCCCUUCAUGAGGUCAA